AUGAGUUUAGAAGAGACUACUCCUUUACUCAGUACUAGUCAUCAUGAAUCUAAUAAUAAUAAAAAUAAUGAUAAUGGUAAUAAUAUAAAUAAUGGUAAUAAUAUAAGUAAUAUAAAUAAUAAUAAUAAUAAUAAUAAUAGUAAUGAUAAUAAUAAUAAUAAUAAUAGUAGAAAAUUAAGUCAUAUUUCGGAAAUCGAUGAAGAUGAUAUCAUAUCUUAUGUUCAACAACGAAGGCAAUCUAUAAUUUCAAUAGGUAAUGAUAAAAUAUCAAGAUGCGAUUUUAAUAAUAAUAAUAAAAAUUUAAAUAAAAAACAGUCAAAUCAAACUUUAACAUCUCCUUUACAUCCAACAAGUUCAAAAAAUUCAAUUUCAAAUUUAUCAGUUAAUCAAGUUUUAAAUUUACAUGAAUCUGAAUUAAUCAAAGAACCAAAAACAACAAUUAAAAAUGAAACUAAAAUAUUAUUAAAAUAUUCAUUCCCCUUAAUUAUUACUUUUCUUUUACAAUAUUCAUUAACUGUUGCUUCUGUAUUUUCUGUUGGUAGAUUAGGUUCCUCAGAAUUAGCUGCUGUCAGUUUAAGUUCAAUGACGGCUAAUAUUAGUGGAUACGCAAUUAUACAAGGUGUUAGUACUUGUUUAGAUACUUUAUGUGCUCAAUCUUUUGGUAGACUGCAAUAUAAUUUAGUUGGUAUUCAUUUUCAAAGAUGUAAUUUAUUUUUAUUGAUUUGUUAUAUUCCAAUAUUUAUACUUUGGUUUUUUCUAAGUGAACCUUUGUUAAUUUUUUUAAUUGGAUCAGAUCAAUUUGAUAUAUGUGUACUUUCAAGUAAAUAUUUACAAAUUUUAUCAUUUGGAUUACCUGGGUUUAUCCUUUUUGAAAAUGCAAAACAUUUUUUACAAUGUCAAUCAAUAUUUCAUGCAUCUACUUAUGUUUUAAUAAUAUGUGCUCCAUUAAAUGCUUUUUUAAAUUAUGUAUUAGUAUGGAAUAAAACAAUCGGGUUGGGUUUUAUAGGUGCGCCAUUAUCUGUAGUUAUAACAAAUUGGAUAAUGUGUAUUUUAUUAUAUUGUUAUAUUUUUUUAAUUAAUGGUUAUCAAUGUUGGCCAAAAGAAUCAAUCCUUAAUAAAAUAUUUUGGAUUAAUUGGAAUAAAAUGUUAAAUUUAUCAAUCCCAUGUGUAUUGAUGGUUGAAGCAGAAUGGUUAGCUUUUGAAAUUAUAACUUUUCAAGCUGCAAAAUUCGGUACUACUACAUUGGCUGCUCAAUCAAUUAUUUCAACAACUUGUGUUAUAUUUUAUCAAAUUCCAUUUGCUUUAUCAAUUGCAUCUUCAACUAGAAUCGCAUGGUUUAUUGGAGCAGCAAGUAAAAAAUCUGCAAAAAUUACAACUUAUUCAUCAUUAUAUACUUCAUUAGUUUUUGGAAUUUUAAAUUGUACAUUUUUAUAUAUUUUUAAAAAUAAUUUAGCUUCAUUAUAUACAAAAAAUAAAGAUGUAAUAAAAUUAGCCUCAAAAGUUUUAACAGUUGGAGCUGUUUAUCAAAUUAAUGAUUUUAUUUCUUGUUCUACUGGUGGUAUUUUAAGAGGUCAAGGUAGACAAUGGAUAGGAGGCAUUUUAAAUUUAAUUGGUUAUUAUUUAAUUGCAUUACCAUUAGCUUAUAUAUUAGCUUUUUUAUAUGAUUUACAAUUAUUAGGUCUUUGGUUUGGUAUGAUUUUUGCAUUAAUUUUUGUUAGUUUAUUACAAUUAUAUUUUGUGUUGUCUAGUAAUUGGGAUAAAAUAAUUGAUGAAUGUAUUGAAGAAGGUAUAAUUGAAGAUGGUUUAAAUAUUGAUGCACAUUCAUUAUUACCAAGUAUGAGUAAUUCAAUAAUUGUAUAA
Insectozyma verbasci is the source of this 1860-nucleotide messenger RNA. The record is from the annotation of a GenBank genome assembly. NCBI's taxonomy places the organism in Eukaryota, Fungi, Ascomycota, Pichiomycetes, Serinales, Debaryomycetaceae.